This is a messenger RNA of Prionailurus viverrinus (fishing cat), 4415 nucleotides long. It is a transcript of the gene ANKRD35, whose product is annotated as ankyrin repeat domain 35. The record is from RefSeq and is a predicted model, not a curated record. Gene Ontology annotation, molecular function: actin binding. The coding region runs from base 1 to 3060 and encodes 1019 amino acids. The transcript has 13 exons. Lineage: Eukaryota; Metazoa; Chordata; Mammalia; Carnivora; Felidae.
AUGUCUCUCUUCUGUUGCCUGUCAUCCUUCUUUCCUUUUUCCACUCCAACCCCACCCCCUUUGUUCCCACCAUUUGUGGCCCUGGACCAGGUGGAGAAAUGGAACCGCCGCGACCAGAAGCUGCUGGAGGCAGUGCAGCGGGGGGAUGUGGGACGCGUGGCCUCCCUGGCCUCGAGGAAGUCGGCCCGACCCACCAAGCUGAACUCGAGCGGCCAGUCCUCGUUUCAUCUGGCAGCCUCCAAAGGCCUGACAGAAUGUCUGACUAUCCUGCUGGCAAAUGGAGCUGACAUCAACAGCAAAAACGAGGAUGGAAGCACUGCCCUGCACUUGGCCACCAUCUCCUGCCAGCCACAAUGUGUCAAAGUCCUGCUGCAGCAUGGUGCCAAUGAAGAUGCUGUGGAUGCAGAAAAUCGUAGUCCGCUGCACUGGGCAGCCUCCUCUGGCUGUGCCUCAAGUGUUCUCCUGCUGUGUGACCACGAAGCCUUCCUGAACGUCCCAGAUAAUGACGGACGUACACCCCUAAUGAUCGCAUCGCUGGGUGGCCAUGCAGCUAUCUGCUCACAGCUACUGCAGAAAGGUGCCCAGGUUAAUGUCACGGACAAGGAUGCCAAGUCGGCUCUGAUCCUGGCCUGUGAGAAAGGCAGCGCGGAGGUGGCCGAGCUGCUCCUGAGCCACGGGGCAGACGCAGGGGCGGUGGACAACGAGGGGCACGACGCUCUGCAUUAUGCUGUACGCUCGGAAGACAGGGAGCUGUGGAGGCUGCUCCGGCAGGCCCUGCUCCGGCAGGGGCGGCAGGGAGGUCAGGGGCUUGCUCAACAUCUGGAUCUUACAUCCCAGGCCUCCCCAUCAGAGUCUCAGGUGGGUUCUCCACCCCAGAGCCCGUGGAGAGCGGAGCCCGAGGAAGAGGAGGAGGAAGACCCAUGCCCGGAUGAGUGGAGGCGGAAGUAUGAAGAGGAGCAGAGGAAGGUUUCUCAGUUGGAGCAGGAGCUGGUGCGAAAGACGGAAGAGAGUGAGGCUCGAGCUGCAGCCUGCCUGGGCCUGGAGAAUGGGAUUCGAGAGCAGGUGCAGGAGCUGGGGCUUCUCCUCUCACCACAGCCUGGGACUCCAGGAGGGCAGGGCUCUAGUCUCCGGCCUGGAGGAGAUGGCAUGGAGCAGGGUUGUCCCCUGGACCUUCUGGCCGAGCGCAUUCAAGAACUAAAGAAGCAGCAGCAGGCAGCAGCUGCAGCUGCAGCCAAACGGGCGUUAGCUUCUAAGAAAGCAGAGGAUUCGGUCUCGGGGGAGGUCCCGUAUGAAGCCCCUGGAGGGGCCCAACCGGAAGAACAGGGGCCACCCCAGAGCCCCAGGUCUGAGACCAUUGGGAAAGUCACAGGACAGCAGCUGACCACCAGCGGUGGACAGGCCCUUGGCCCUGAUCACACCGACAAACCACGUGCUGACCAGAAAGAGGGGCCCGGGGCCCCAGGGGCUGAACCAGCAGGCACGGCGGCUGCACCAGUGGGCCCCAGAGACGUGAACCAGCUCCUGCUACAACUGAGGGAGGAGCUGGCCGCGGUGUGGCGAGAAAAGGAUGCCGCCCGAGGGGCUUUGUCAAGGCCGGUCCUGGAGGGAGCUCUGGGGACACCCCGGGCCGAGGCUGCGGCGGCCGCCUGGGAGAAGAUGGAGGCCAGGCUGGAGCAGGUGCUGGUGAGGCUGGACAGGGCCAAGGCGGGAUUACCCGUGAGCCCUGACGCCGCUGCCCGGCCCAGAGAGGGAGCCCUGCACGCCGGCCCAGAGACCACCUCCGAAGAGAAUGAAGGGGGGCGGCCAGGGGCUCCUGGGGCUCGCGGAGAGCCUCUAGGGGCCCCCGCAAGGGGACAGGUGCCUGGAGGAGGUCCGGCCAAGGGACGGUUGGAGAAGGAGGUGGCGGCCCUGCGGCUGAGCAACAGUAACCUGCUGGGGGAGCUGGGGCAGCUGGGGCAGGAGAGGCAGCGGCUGCAGGGGGAGCCGCAGUCCCUGAGCCAGCGUCUGCAGCGGGAUUUCGUCCCCAAGCCGGAGGCGCAGGACCAGCUGCGGCAGUUGCGGCGCAGCGUGGGGCUGCUGACAGAUGAACUGGCCGCGGAGAAGGAGGCCACCGAGCAGCUGCGGCAGCGCCUGGCCUCCCAGAGCAGUGACCUCCGCGGGCUGUGGGACGACCUGCCGCCGGACGUGGUGGGCAGGGGCGUCGCGGGGCGCACGGCGGCCGAACCCCUGGAGGAGCUGCGGGCCUGCAUCCGCGCCCUGGCCGACGGGCACCGCAAGGCCCAAGACUCGCUGGCCCGGCUGGAGCAGGAAAACCGGCGGCUGCGCGGGUUCCCCGGCCCCCGCGGGGAGCCACCCGGCACCUUCUCACAGGGCCCAGUCUCCCCCCAGGUGGCCGCUCUGGAGCAGGACCUGGGGAAGCUGGAGGAGGAGCUGCGGGCUGUCCAGGCCACGAUGAGCGGGAAGAGCCAGGAGAUCGGGACGCUGAAGAAGCUGCUGUACCAGGCCACCGAGGAGGUGGCCGAGCUGCGGGCCCGUGAGGCCGCCAGCCUGCGGCAGCACGAGAAAACGCGGGGCUCGCUGGUGGCCCAGGCCCAGGCUUGGGGCCAGGAGCUGAAGGCCCUCCUGGAGAAGUAUAACACGGCGUGCCGGGAGAUGGGCCGGCUGCGCGAGGCCGCGGCUGAGGAGCGGCGCCGCAGCGGGGACCUGGCGGCGCGGGCCGCAGAGCAGGAGCGCCAGGCCGCCGAGCUGCGCGGGCGCUCCCAGCAGUUUGAGAAGACGGCCGAGGUGCUCAGGGACAAGGUGGAGCAUCUCAUCGGGGCCUGCCGGGACAAGGAGGCCAAGAUCAAGGAAUUGUUGAAGAAGCUGGAACAGCUUUCAGAGGAGGUCUUGGCAGUGCGGGGAGAAAACGCUCGCCUUGCCCUGCAGCUGCAGGAUUCCCAGAAGAACCAUGAAGAGAUCAUCUCUGCCUAUAGGAAGCACCUGCUGAAUGCUGCUCAGGGUUACAUGGAACAAGAUGUGUAUAAUAUUCUGCUGCGAAUCCUCAGCAUACAGGAAGAGUGAGGCAGUCGGGGCCCUGAGGGGUGUGCGACUUCUCCUGAUUUCUCUGUUGGAGUAAGAGCAUCCCUGGCUUCCAGAGGCUCCAUCAGGCUUUGGAGGGUGGGGCCAGGCAUGGGGAUGGCAUGGGUGGGGCUCCACCUGACGCUGUGGACCCCAGACCUGAGAACCUGAAGCCUGGAGUCGGCAUGAGACCAGAGGAGAUGCACGGAGGCCAGCUCUAUGGAAAAUAAAGCAGGAGGUGGUGUGGUGUUGGGUGUCCCUGCUUUCUCUGUUCAAAGGCGAGUGGGGGAAGGACACUUUUUUUAAAAAUCACAAAUGGCCCCCAAUUAUGAUCCAUAGUAAGAAAUACACUACAUCGUGGCGCAUCUAACCUGAAAUAGUAUUUACCCUUACUAUUUUCUUUCUAGGAUGUUCUCUGCUGUUAUUCUCCACUGAAAAAAAUAUUGCUCAAAAUACAUCCAUCCGCCCAUGGGUCAAGACCCACAGGUUGAAAAAUAGCACCCUGUGAAAAUGGAGAUCGACACUCUUUCUCUUUCUCAAAUCUGUCUCUAAUCUUUUUUCUCUAUCUUGUGAUUCCUGCGUCCACUAUCUUUUUUUAAGGAGGAGAGACUGAGAGACCUGGAGUUUCUCCAAGAUGUAGAAUCUAAAAUAUUUGAUGGUGUGUCAAACCGGGCUUCUAGAUCUGAGGCACAGGGCUCACAUGGUCCAUGUUCUUUGCCCAGGUACCAAGAGGGGUUAAAAGUCUGAUUCCUGGGGAAGGGAGGAAGGGAUACACAGAGCUGGCUUCUUCCCUCCAGUUCUGUCCUCAGACUGAAAACCGUGGAUCUCUCUUGGCCACUUCCCGUGGGUCUCCUCCCCUUCGUGUCCCUCCACCAGCCAGACUGCUAGGUGUGAGAGAGGCAGCAAAUUCCUCCCCAAUCUGGAACUGCAUUUGGCCCCCUCCUUGGUCCCUCUCCCAGCCUACCCCCUGCUGGGUUAGGCUGGGUGGGAGGCCACGGUUUGGCAGUAAACAGCCUGCCUGGGUUGAGAGGAGAGUGUGGAGGGGCUGCUUCGAAGACAGGGGCCCACAGGGGGGCUGCAGGGCCUGGCUCCAGGGUUUGGGCCAGAAGAGAGCAGCGGGGUAUAGAUCACAUCCUAGAGAGGAUGAGGGUCAGCUUUAGGAUUUAUGCAAAUGGGCACAGGACUGCUUUUGGGCGUGAAGAAUGGAGACUGGAGGGGUUGAUGGAGAAAGAGAGGGUACAGCUGCCAGAGGAAGAGCAUCUGAAAGAUUGAGUCAUUUCCAUUAAGGGGAACAGAACCUCUCUUUUCUUUGAGUUACCAAAGAAUCUCAAAGGACUGUUACAAUCAUUAUUUAUGGA